Sander lucioperca (pikeperch) is the source of this 4111-nucleotide messenger RNA. RefSeq names its product sushi domain containing 1 (gene susd1). Gene Ontology annotation, molecular function: calcium ion binding. Lineage: Eukaryota; Metazoa; Chordata; Actinopteri; Perciformes; Percidae. The transcript is spliced from 21 exons. Bases 281 to 3823 code for a protein of 1180 amino acids. The record is from RefSeq and is a predicted model, not a curated record.
CAACACAUGUGAAGUGUAACUGAAUGUGUCAAGGAAUGACAGAUUAAGCCACAAAACCCACCAGCUGCAGGAAGACCAUUGAGAAAAGGAGCUGUAUCUCAGAGUGACCUCAGCUCACCCACUCACCGCGUCCUCUCAAUCCUGGUUAUCAAAUCCGCUCAGUGUCAUCAUUGUCCACAAGGCGGAAAUAAAAAAAUGAAAAAAAAAGAAGAAGAUGGGGAUGAGGAGGUUAAGUGUCUGGUGAAGUAAAGAGAGAGCGAGAGGAAGACGCUCAGUGAGGAUGGCCGAGAGAAACAGAGCAAUGAUCAUAGUUUUUCUGCUCUGUGUCAAUGCAGCAGCAGAAAGCUACACUCUGGACGUGUGUGCCUCCUGCCACGCUAACGCCACAUGUGACGACAAGUCAGACGGCUCUGGCAAAGUUUGUAACUGCAAGUACGGGUUUGUAGGAAAUGGGAGAACCUUCUGUCAAGAUAAAGAUGAGUGUCAGAUAGGAGCCAAUAAAAUCUGUGGGCAACACACCACCUGCCACAACACAUAUGGUAGCUACUACUGUACCUGCCUGGCUGGCUACAGCCCUUCUAACAACAUGGCCAUCUUCAUCCCCAAUGAUGGAACCCACUGCCAGGAUAUUGAUGAGUGCAGGAUCACAGGCCUGUGCGGAGAGGGAGGUCAGUGCAGGAAUCUUGAGGGCAGUUUUGACUGCAGCUGCCAGCUGGGAUAUCAAGUCCACAACGGAGCGGAGCCCUUCCAUCCUCACAGAGACAAAGCUUCCUGCAAAGUGGUUGACUGUGGCCCGCCUGCCUCAGUGGAGGACACAGUGCUGCUGUCAGUCACAGGGACCACAUACAGCAGUGUGGCCAUGUUUGUCUGUGAUGAAGGCUUUGUGUGGAGGAGGGGAGACAACCGCUCUGUGUGUGGAGCUGACGGACUGUGGAGAGGACCCACCAUGGUCUGUGAAGAGGUUGACUGUGGCUCUCCCCCUGCCCUCCCUCACUCUCACAUGCUGUGGAAUAAGAGGUCAAGCAUGGGCACUGUGGUGCUUUAUCAGUGUAACUCUGGAUAUCAUAAUGUUGGAAAGGGCAAUGUAUCCAUCUGUACCGCUGCUGGACAGUGGGAGAGGCCGUCCGUUCUCUGUCAAGAGACCCUGUGUGGAAAUCCCCCUGUAAUUGAAUCCACUGAGCAGGUGUGGGACAGUAAUUCAACUCCUGGCAGCACUGUGCUCUAUGUUUGUAAAGAAGGCUUUUAUAACCAAGGAGGAGAUAAUGUAUCGAUCUGUAAUGAAAACGCUCAGUGGACCCCCCCAACUCUGUCGUGCCAAGAGAUAUUAUGUGGGGAUCCUCCUCUACUGCCCCAUACUGGGCAAGUGUGGAACGGCAGCUCCACCCCUGGAAGCACAGUGACCUACUACUGUGAAAUAGGAUUUUAUCACAAUGAAGGAAAUAACAUAUCAUUGUGCACAGUUAAUGGCUACUGGACAAAACCAAACAUCUCAUGCAAAGGUAACAACCUGCUCCAAAUGACGUUAAUGCCGUGGUUGGCAUUAUUUUCCAUUUCUGGUGUCCAGAGUCAAAUAAUCACUGAUUUUACUCAAUUAAAUAUUGCAAUUUCCAUCCUUUUAGAGGUUCACUGUGGUGUGCCCCAACCCAUCCCACAUUCAAUCAUGCUGUGGGAUAAAAUCUCCACUGUGGGCUCUCAGGUUGUUUAUCAGUGUAACUCUGGAUAUCGCAAUGUUGGAGAGGGAAAUGUAUCAGUUUGUACUUCCAGUGGAGAAUGGGAUGAAGCCUCUCUGCUCUGUCAAGAAAUCAAUUGUCAAGAGCCUGUUUUUAAACCUCAUGCUAAAAUGCUUUGGGACGGCACAUCACACAUUGGCAGUGUGGUGUAUUACCAAUGUGAGGAAGGAUAUAACACCAGGAGCCUGAGAAACUACUCAGUAUGUGGAGAGAAUGGACUGUGGGAGGAUAUUGAUCUAUGGUGUGAAGAAAUAAGCUGUGGCCCCCCACUAACCCUCCCCGAUACUAACCUCCUGUGGGAUCGCACCAGUAGACCGGGCAGUGUGGUGCUGUAUGAGUGCAUGGAUGGAUUUUACCAGGAGAGUGGAAAUAAUAUUUCAACAUGUUUACUAUCAGGACAGUGGGGGGAAGUAUCUGUAAAGUGCAAAGCCAAAUGUGGUCCUGUUCCCUUCCUUGCCAAAUCCGAGGUGGUGUGGCAUAACAGGAGUGUUGUGAUCCACCGCUGUGUGGAUGGAUAUCACAGCUGGAGAGGCAGCAACGUCUCUGUGUGCAGCAGCUUUGGGGUGUGGCAGAGAGCUACACUGAGAUGCAUAGAAAUAAGCUGUGGCCCCCCAUCAACCCUCCCCAAUACUAACCUCCUGUGGGAUCGCACCAGUAGACCGGGCAGUGUGGUGCUGUAUGAGUGCAUGGAUGGAUUUUACCAGGAGAGUGGAAAUAAUAUUUCAACAUGUUUACUAUCAGGACAGUGGGGGGAAGUAUCUGUAAAGUGCAAAGCCAAAUGUGGUCCUGUUCCCUUCCUUGCCAAAUCCGAGGUGGUGUGGCAUAACAGGAGUGUUGUGAUCCACCGCUGUGUGGAUGGAUAUCACAGCUGGAGAGGCAGCAACGUCUCUGUGUGCAGCAGCUCUGGGGUGUGGCAGAGAGCUACACUGAGAUGUAUAGAAAUAAGCUGUGGCCCCCCACUAACCCUCCCCGAUACUAACCUCCUGUGGGAUCACACCAGUAGACUGGGCAGUGUGGUGCUGUAUGAGUGCAUGGAUGGAUUUUACCAGGAGAGUGGAAAUAAUAUUUCAACAUGUUUACUAUCAGGACAGUGGGGGGAAGUAUCUGUAAAGUGCAAAGCCAAAUGUGGUCCUGUUCCCUUCCUUGCCAAAUCCGAGGUGGUGUGGCAUAACAGGAGUGUUGUGAUCCACCGCUGUGUGGAUGGAUAUCACAGCUGGAGAGGCAGCAACGUCUCUGUGUGCAGCAGCUCUGGGGUGUGGCAGAGAGCUACACUGAGAUGCAUAGAAAUCAAGCCAGCUGUCAAUCACUUAUUUGUCCUCAAUGAAAAAUGUCUGCACUGGAGAGCAGAGAAGUAUGAGGAGGAUACAGAAGUAUACAAGGUGACAUACAUAGGAUCCAGAGACUACCAGAGGUCCUUUCAUGACAGAAGGAAGCAGUUUCUGAGCUCUAAGGCUGACCAGCUGGAACUCUGUCUGAACCUGCUUCCAGUCACAAACUACAGCAUCUCCAUCACUGCGGUGUCUUCCAGAUUCACAGCCACCAUCACCACAAACACCAGUUUACCAGUGCCUCCAGCACCAGUUGUCGACUACAGAGAAUUUGAGACUCCUAUACCAACUCUGAGGCUACGCAGAUCACCCAACACACUGGACCCAAUAAGUUUGUACCAGGUGUUUGUGCUUCCUGUAGAGGGGAUUAUGAUGUUUGACUGUUCCUCUCCUGCGAGCUCAGACCCCUCAGGCAAAAUACAGUCCUUCACAGAGUACAUCACUGCUCAGAUAGAUGUCACACAUGUCGGCACAGAGAUGAACUUUACUGUGGGGGAUGGACUCUACUAUGGAGGCUUCUUUAAUGCACCACUGGAGAAUGGCAGGAACUAUUACAUCACCUUACGAGCCGUCAGUCAGUGGAAAUCGGCUUUAAAAAGUUCCUGUGUCCUGUGGGCUAAAGUAAGAGGUACAUCCUAUGUUCUGAGGGUUUCAUCUCUGUCUGCUGCUGCAACAAUAGGACUGGUUGCCUUCAUCAUUUUGGUUGGAUACAGUUUCACCUGGUAUAGAAGAUGGUACAAUUCAGCAUAUUACCCACCCUGUUAAUAUCAUUUUACACAUAAAACAACGCUAUAUUAAUUAGUGUCUAAAGUGAUUCUAGUGUUUCUGGAAUUUUCAAAGAUGAAAUACAUACAUUUCAGUGGAUAAUUCAGUUUUUAUAGUAUUGUUACGUUUUAUUGAACCAUUAACAUAAUAGUUAUUAAUUGUAACCACAACUUGCAAAUUAAAUAUUCCUUUUAGUUAUGUUACUGGUGACAAAAUCAAGUGAUCCUGCAUAGGGGUGCACCGAUCCGAUAUUAAGAUCCGAUAUCGGUCCCGAUAUUGACAAAAUAG